CAGGAAUAUCAAAAACAUCAUAAGGAUUUAUAACAGGAGGCGUGAAGACCGAGAGAGGGGUGUGGGCUAUGCGUGGGUAAAGCCUGCCUCUCCAAUAAGUUUCAAGCGGAGAACAUUGAAAGCCAGAGGAAGGGAACAACAUCUCAGUAACCGUGAGGAUUUACAGGCCACUGUGCAGACAUCAGGAGGCUGCCCUCUAUUGGCUCCGUGAAAACAUCCAGUCAGGAUGAAGCUGGCGAUUCUGUGCUUGUGUGUCCUCUGUGUGGCUUUGGCAGAUGGCCGAAUUUUCACCCGCAAUGAUCUGCAAAUUGCGCACAAAAAUAUGGCUGGCAACAGGGCGCAGAUCCCUCAUAGCUCAGCAAAGUCUUCCAACCAAAGCAAGCAGAGAACGCUGUUCGCACGGAGAGGGCAGUAUGAGCGCCAGAGGAUUCAUGUACCGAAGCCCAAAGUAGUUCCCAGCUCCCCCAGCGCCCCUUCCCCUAAGAGGCGUCCGAAGCCGGUGAAGCCCCGGUGUUCUCAGCUGACCCAGAGCUGUGUGCCUCAGGACGGAUGCUGUGACCGGUGGGCUGCGUGCCACUGUCAUUUUUUCAACGCCAUCUGCCACUGUCGGAGAACAAACCCAAAUCACACACAGAAAACCUAAACACCAGCCGGUCGGACAUAAGAGACAUUACACACACCAGACAUCUUCGCCCAUAGGGGUCAUUUUAUAAUCGCUUCAACACACAGUUUGUUGUAUUAUGAAGAUCGGACACUUCUUAAGAAAUGGAAAAACUUUUGUAUUACCUCUUUUAAAAGGCAGCUGCUUAAACAAACUAUCAACCUGUUCUCCAAGCCUACUUUCACAACGCACAAUCAGUAUUACUGCAUGUAAAACUUCCACUAGUUUUCUGCUUUGUCUGUUGGUUUGUUCUCUCCAUUAUUGUGCAACAGAAGGGAGUCUAAUCUAAUGAAAGAACAGUGUGUACAUUCCAGAAUCUGCAGAAUUUUAAUGGUAACUCAUAACAAUAUUGAUUGAGUUAACUCGUUCAUUUGUCAUUCUCAUGUUGUUCUCUUGCAGGUGAUUUGAUAUAAGAUUAAUGUCUGUGACCUUUUUUUUAUUGUAGUAGUAGAUUUUGCCACAUGAUUAUUGCAGUUUGAGAACAGAGAAAGACUGCAGAAUAAGAUCGAAACUUAAGGUCAGAUGUUACACGGAAGCGUUUUUGUGAAUACACUUAUAGUGAAAGAUAAAAUCACUCAUGUAUGUACUGUAUCUACCAUGUAUAUUUGUGUCCAUUUACUUGUCAUGCAGUAUAUAGAAAAAUAAACACAUUUCAC
Sphaeramia orbicularis (orbiculate cardinalfish) is the source of this 1317-nucleotide messenger RNA. Its product is annotated as agouti-signaling protein-like. NCBI's taxonomy places the organism in Eukaryota, Metazoa, Chordata, Actinopteri, Kurtiformes, Apogonidae. Gene Ontology annotation, cellular component: extracellular region. Gene Ontology annotation, biological process: adult feeding behavior; positive regulation of feeding behavior; hormone-mediated signaling pathway. The record is from RefSeq and is a predicted model, not a curated record. Bases 227 to 643 code for a protein of 138 amino acids. Gene Ontology annotation, molecular function: type 1 melanocortin receptor binding; neuropeptide hormone activity. The transcript has 4 exons.